GCCCCUCUUUUGUUGCCUGCUUAAACCGCAUGUGAUUUGGGCUGAAUGGCAAGUUCAUUAUUACUCAGCGUCGCGCUGCUGACUAUAUAGAUGUGUGUACACACAAACCGGGGCCCGGUGCCCCCAUUUCCCGCCACUGCAGUGUGUAAUCAUUAACCGGCUGAACCGCGCACCUCGUGCACACUGCGUUUUGUUUUCAAGCAGCGGCAGCGCUGCAGUACUAUACGCGGUCAUUCAUUCGUCAGGUCGCGAGCACAAGCGGAGGUACUGGCAAUACGGAUGUGUACGUGGCUGUACCGUUACAUGCACAUGAACUGUACACGUACAUGGUGUGGAACCAUUCCAACUCCAAGUACAUUGUUGCUACACUAUCGUCUGCGGUGUAAUACCCACCUACAGCCUCUGUCUGUGUAGCAAUUUUACGUUGGAAGCCAAGUAAUUGCUGAAGAGAACUACGCAUAAACCAAACUGCUUAUAUUUCCCAUCGACAGGUACAGGCCUAUGACAGCCUACACGUAAGUGAUUGGAGUGACCCGCACACUGCGAAGUACUGUACGUGGGAGUACACCGACUACCUAUACCGGAUGCCUCACUGCAACAUGUCAAGACAUCCUCACGCUGCUGCAACCGUUAACUGCAAGUGAGACUCCGUAAAUGUUGCCUGACUGGACAAGUGCUUCACGAUUCCAGUAAUAAGCAGUCCAAUCAUAGCCACUGCAUUACCCCGAGCCUCCAGUCCAUGUACCCCAAAGGAAAUCAGGGGGACAUUAUUCAACGAUCACCGACCAAACAGUGAGCAGGCACAGCAAGGCAUGCCGCCGGGCCUGGGCUAGCAUUAGCGUUCGUUUGGAGCAGCAUCCAAGACGGUUUUCUCUGCUACACACGCGGAUUAUGAUGCAGGUGUUGAGAACUGCGAUUAACAGUUAGUGCAAAUACUGUGACUUGUUGGCAAUAAAUGCCAAAAACACCACCAGCAUAGGCCUACGUGUACAUGUACAUGUACAUUCUGCUCCACAUACAUAAACCCUUACUCCAUAUUCAUACACCCAUAGUCACACACACAACACUGCAUCAACAGACAGAAAGCCCGCUAUGAUAUUGAACUAAACAUACAAGUAAAACUUGAGAAAAUCAGUCCGUGCUUGUUGUGUCAACCAUUUUGGAGUCGCAUGUGGAGAAGUUUCAUGCACAUGUACAGGAUUUAGCAGUGCAUUCGACAUGACGCAAACCAUGGACUCCGUUGCAGGCUGCGAUGUGGUUCAAAGCGAAAUCAGCAAGGAGAGCCGGUCGACCGGCAACAACAAUAACAACAACAACGUGGUGAGAUGCUGCGCCGGUUGCGGCUGCAAGAUCAUGGAUAGAUUUCUUCUGCACGCCGUGGACAGGUUUUGGCACACGGGCUGCCUGAAGUGCUCGUGUUGCAGCGUGCAACUCGGGGAGGUUGGCCCCUCUUGCUUCUCAAAAGGUGGCAUGAUCCUGUGCAAGAAAGACUACAUCAGGUUAUUUGGUGUAAGUGGAGCCUGCUCGGCCUGUGCCCAACAAAUCCCCGCCAGUGAGCUGGUCAUGCGGACGCACAACAAGGUCUACCACCUGAAAUGUUUCUCCUGCAGUUCGUGUCAUAUACAGCUGGUACCCGGCGAUCGGUAUACGCUGAUCAACGGCAGCCUGGUGUGUGAAAACGACCACAGCAAACUGUUCAAAGCGCACGGCAUGUCGUCGGCUGUGGCCGGGUUUAGGCCGGGCAAUAAGGUCUGUUGAGGAUGGCUUGAGCUUUGGAUAAUUUCGUGGGGGUACACAGCCACCAUCGGACUACGAUGCGACGCCACAGCACCAUGCCGCUCAUUCUGACAGACACUGAACUGGCCAUUUUUAGUAUGAACAACCUGUGUGUUGGACGUUGUACCCGUCGGUGUUUCAAACCAAGCCACCAUCUUAACUCAACUCGUCAUUUCAACCAGGAUCUCUCCCCAAGAUAUCAAAUGAGGGCGCUAUAAUAGGUUAAAUAAACUGCAAAGAGGGCACUGUAAGCAAGUCAUCAGAGCUGUCAAGCAAUACGGUGUACUUUGUGUAUAGGUUUCUACUCAUGUUUUGGCACUCGGUUUAACUUCCCCGUAAUUUAUCAAGCCUAGGAGUUGCAAUUUAUAUUUUAAUACGUACUGACGGAGUCAUUACUUUCCAUAGUGCACAUUUGAAUGUGCUGUAUAAUUUAGCUUUCUGUUGUCAUUAUCGUGACAAUAUUCUAGGGAAAAUCUAGGUUUCUUGUAUGCAUUUGAAGUCAGUCCUUUGAUAAUUCUUUGGCUGUUUGCUGGGCCGAAAUUGACACUUGACACAAGUCGAAGCUGUAGUAUUGGACACUGGAUUCCUGGACAUAAAUACGGGGUCAAAUUAUGGCUCAAGUCGAAAACAAAAAUGUAUCCGUCGCAAAAGGAUAAUUGAAUUUCCCCAUCCUAAACAAAAUACGUAAAAUGUAAAUUUGCAUUUUUGUGAAAGGAAAUUGCAUCAUGCAGUAUUUCCAAAACAUCCACCCACCGUACUGUCACGAUUAAUGGUACACCGUGCCUUUAGGUAAAAGUCUCUAUUUUAGUUUAACCGUGUGGUGGAUGUGAUAGCGCCCUCACUUGGUAAAAAGUACUGCCCAUGACGUGCACUUACAUGGAGCGAAUGCAUUUACUGUCACCGUUAGUGUUCAACGAGGUCGGCCUUAAUAAGAAUUGCCCAUAGAUGAUGCCUGAGCUAUGCUGCAACGAUUCCUGAUGGAAGACUGACUAUCGUGAUAUCAGCAAAACAAGAUUUUUUUUUUUUUUUAAAGGAACACACAGAUGUGUCCCAGGUACGGCACGGACUACAUGAAGUCACGGCAGUCAUGGUAUUGCCGUGGCAUUUACAAAUGAACCUUGGUAUGUACAAAAGUGUACUCUUGACUUCAAACGACCAUCGCAAGGAAACAGUAUGGCCAACGCUAGUGCAACAUUUCCCACGACGGUAGAUUUUGCUCUUACCUUGAUCGAAAUGGUGUCUGGACUUUGGAGAGAAAUCGAGAUGAAUGAUCCAUCAAUUUACAUUAAAUACCUUGAUUUUGCACGUGCUUGUGACGGUUGCGCUUCAACAUUAACCUCUGACCAGGAGCUUGGUAUCUGCUAUAUUCAGUGAGGUGACACAACACAAUGCUCGAACAACGCAUCUUCGAAAUAAAAGAUAAUUGUAAAUGCCUCGUCGUUUGAAAGGUUGAUUUACAGGUAUCCCGCUGCAUGGAAUUUGCAUGUAAUGUUUCGUAUUGUGUGAAUUAUUGUCGACCAUGUGGACUGUGUAUUUCAGCUGUCAAGAACAUCUCAUUGUUGUGUAUCGCAUGACGAGGCCUACCCUUGGCCGACAGUAUGACACCAUUUUGCAUACUUUGUCAAUCUGCGUAUAGGCGUCACUUCUGAAAUUUAGCAGGGUUGUAUUCGAGUCCAUCACAAGUCCUCACAAUUCGGUCAUUCUAUAAAAAGGGGGUCUGAAAGUGUGACAUGUUGGUGUCCCUGCUACACCUGACCCGUGUGUAAUUUGACAUGGAAAUAUCAUUGAAAUUGACUUCAAACUACUUUUUAUUAGUUUAGCAGGUACUUUGCAUUAAUUAAUCACUCUUGGGGGUAGAAGGCGUUAAAGAAUGUGUUCUGAAUUUACAAAAUCGUAUACCUUUUAAUUGCCAAUGCAACGACUCAGUGUGAUUAACCUUGAUUAACUUUGCCUCACUUUAUUGUUCAUAAGUGUUCUUGAAAAAAAAGUCUCAUGAAUGUUUUUACUGGUUUUUUUUCUUUCUAUUUUUAUACUACCGAAUGUUUUUGAUAACUUGGCACCUUUGAAAAACAGUGUUCCACGGAAAGCUUUCCCAAGGAUAAAUACGAACUUAGUAAAUCAGAUCAAUUUUACCCCAAAUGUAUAGAAUCCCAAGGCUAAAACAAAAUGCCCAGCUGAGAUUUGAAAAUGCCAAGCUAUUCCCAAGCUAUUCAAAUGAACUCCCAAGCUAUUCAAAUGAACUGUUAAAACAAAUAGUCUUUAUUUAAAGUUCCUGUUACUGGUACUUUUGAUUUACUUGUGACCGGUCUUGUUAUGGACUCGACUACAUCGAUUCAAACACUGAAAUCAGAUUAUUUAUUCUGUUUCUCAAACGUAAAGUUGACAUUGGCAUUAUACCUUCAUACAUGUUUUCCGAAUAAACUAGCAGCAACAAAACGGCAGAAACUUGCGUCAAACGCGUAAGUUGGAGGCAAAGUGCAUUCCGCAUUGAUGAUACCGAACAUAAUUUGGCAACAGUUCCAAUGUUCUAUCAACAUACUUGUGACAAUGUCCACGUUGUAAUCAUUGAUAUGAUAGUGUUACUUGGCCAGUGACCGAGGAGGACAUUGGACGAAGCUCUAAACUGUCAUGGAUAUAAUAUAUGUAUAUAAAGCAUGGAAUGAAAAGUACUUGAAUAAUUCUGGAUUGUAUUAUAGCACAUAGAUAUGUACAUAAUUCAUGAUAGGUUUAUAAAUAUAGCUAUUUACUGUACGUAUCUGUCAAAUUUGAUAAAAACAAAUCAGAGAUGAAAGCAGAAUUUGCUAAAUGCCGACUUUUGUAUCUGAGUCGACAUAGCUGAAAUACAAGUUUAUUGUUAAUGUAUAAUAUUGUGAGAUCAUAAAGUGAGACACAAUCUUGCGUCAGAUUGAGAUGCUCAAUACAUGAACAUUGGGGAAUAAUGACGAUAAAGCCACUUAACGGUAUAGUGGUGGGUUGACACUCUAAAACUACAGUUAGGCAUUUAUCUCACCACUUCACAUGGUAAACAUUGUAAAAAAAAAAAUAAUAAUAAACCUGGUACUUUGUUUAAUUGACAAAAGCUGAACAAAAAGAGCACAUGUGUAGGGCCUACCCAUGAUAAGAUUACCGUCUUAUAGGCAAUUUGCAUCGGAAGGUGUGUAUAUUAUCUUAACGUUUCAUGCAUGAUACAUGGUUCGUUAGGACGCAUGAUUUACACUUAAAAGUAAAGACUAUGGGUUCAAAAAUAUUUACGCUAAGGACGUUUUAUUUUACAAGCAAAACGUGGGCGCGUAAGUUUUGGUGGUAUGCAAUCCAAACUUAUAUUGCCCAUGUAUUCAACACCAAAGGGGGGUGUUCGGGUAGCUUUUGUGAUAUUACUAAUGACUCUUUAUAACCUUAGUUUCAACCAAGAAAAAUGGAACAAUGGCUAUUCAUGCAGUAAGCUUCGUUUAUGUAAUGAUACGGCUGGUUAAACACAUGUUUACAUGAUAGUUUUAUACUUUUGUUUUACUCUUAAAAUACAGCCUUUGUUCAUUUUAAUUUGUAUGUAUCAUUUUAUUUGUCUAAAGAUUAAGAGGAAAAUUAAAUAAAUAAAGUUAAGCUUGUCAUCUACGAUGGUAAAUUGUUAAUUCCCAUCCAAUGCUAUUGUUUUAUAACUACACCAAACUAUGUUAGCUUUUCCUGAUACCGACAUGUGAAGCCAUUCAUGUGACAAGCGAUUGUUGUACUUUGGUAUGAUCAUUUUUUUAAAAUUAUUUUUAAAUACAUUAAACAUCUGAAUAAUGUAAUUCUUGGGAGUGAAUAUAUUUAUUGAUCAGUUUUAACCACUUAAUGUCUUAUCACAUAAUAUGUGAUUAUCAAUAUUAUUGAGUUCUUUGCAAUACCGACAGUUUCGUCAAUCCAACGAAAUGAAAACCAAUUAGCUUCUUGAGAAGGCAUAAAAUGCUACCUUUUACUCUGUUUGUGUAAAACUUCUUUUCAGAAGUUGGAUUUCUUUUCUCCUUUUUUAUAUUAGGCUAUGUCUUACAAGACAGCUAGUCGAACGCACCGAACACAAUCUUAAUCUCAAUGAGAUAUCAGAUUACUACUUUCUGGCUUGUUUGCACAUGUGUUUUUGUAAUGAUUUAAUGGAAGUGACCGAAAGGACAGUGUCAAUGAACACUUCCCAAUGCCUGGAAUAUAAACUAGUAAAUACAUGUGUAUAAAUUUUCAUUAGAAGUUUAAGUAAAUACAACAAUGUAUGAAUAACACAAUGAAAUAAAGACACAUUGGAAUCCUAUAUUACAUU
Patiria miniata (bat star) is the source of this 6064-nucleotide messenger RNA. RefSeq names its product LIM domain transcription factor LMO4.2-like. Lineage: Eukaryota; Metazoa; Echinodermata; Asteroidea; Valvatida; Asterinidae. The transcript has 4 exons. The coding region runs from base 1219 to 1758 and encodes 179 amino acids. The record is from RefSeq and is a predicted model, not a curated record.